CUUUGCGUUCAUAAUUAUGGGUAACCCUACAGAUCAGUAUCAUUUCCUUUUCAGAUCCUUCUAUUAUUGAAGCCCUUCGAUUUGAUUCGAUGAGUCCGCCUUACCAUCUUCGUUUCCUCAUCUAUAUUUAGCCCUGAAAAAAAAAAAGGAAGAGAGAGAGAGAGUGAGAGAGAUGAUUUUGUACACUUCAUUCGCCGCUUGGACCAAUCACUUUUUCGCUUGUAUGGGAGGUUGUUUUGGAUGCUAUACCAAACCCACACCGAUUAUUGCUGUGGAUGAGCCAUCAAAGGGACUCAGAAUUCAAGGGCAAACGGUGAAGAAACCCAGUGCAUCGGAAGAUUUUUGGAGCACCAGCACAUAUGAGAUAGAGAAUAGUGCAGUUCAAUCUCAGAGAAGCCUUUCAUCUAUCAGCAUAUCAAACCAGAGCCUGAUGCACAAUGGUGGCACUGGCAGCACUAGCAACCAUUCAGAAUUUGUAAACCAUGGCCUUCUUCACUGGAAUCAGACCAGACUUCAGUGGAUGGAAAAUAAAAGGUGUGAGAGCCAUAGAGAAGUUCGCAAGCCCACUUUAAGUUGGAAUGCGACUUAUGAGAGCGUGCUUGGAAAUAAUAAACGUUUCUCCCAACCAAUCCCUCUCCCCGAAAUGGUAGAAUUUCUAUCGGACAUAUGGGAGCAGGAGGGCUUGUAUGAUUGAGGAACUCCUGGAUAUUGUAUUAACUGUUUUGUAUAUGGUAAGUGUCGGUACUUAUCUGCAUACAAGAAAAAAGAGCAAAAGAUCAAAGGGUUUUACUGAUAUGUUGUAUGCCAGUUGCAAUGUCACAGACCAAUGUUCAAUUUAACCCUUUUUCUUUCUUUUUUCUCCUUUUUUUCCUGACAAUCCUUGUACAUGCCUAUUUCAAUAUGUAUAUGCCCCACAAGUGUAUCUCAUAUAUGGAAGCAUUCUCCCUUUGAUGAAUUAUUUUAUAAAUAUAAUGAGAUGCAAGUGACCUGUCUUUGGGUUUCCUUCA
This is a messenger RNA of Camellia sinensis, 1007 nucleotides long. RefSeq lists its product as uncharacterized. NCBI's taxonomy places the organism in Eukaryota, Viridiplantae, Streptophyta, Magnoliopsida, Ericales, Theaceae. The record is from RefSeq and is a predicted model, not a curated record.